ACUGUGGUAAAAUAGCUUCUUAACUUGUUAAUUGAUAUUUAAUGCAAUUAAUAAAAUGUUAAAAAAGUCGUUACUUAUACUUAAUCUGCUCUUCUACCUAAAUGACUUUGGCGCAUGUGUAACCACAUUAACCGAUCCAAGGGAAUUGUGUAGUCUUUUCAAGAGUGGCACGCGCAUUCGAAAUCCCGGCUCAUGCACAGAAUAUAUAGAUUGUUCCAACUCUACGGGUGUUAUGUACUCAUGCCCAUCUCUGCAAAAAUUUGAUCGCAGCGCACAAAGUUGUGUUUUAGAAGCCAAACUUUCUGAUGUUGACGACUAUUGCCGCAAUCGGUGCUUAAAUAUUAAUGGUAAAUGGAUAACCGACCCAUCUACUUGUAAGGGAUAUUUCUACUGUGACAAUGGUCAACCACUGCAGGGCUAUUGUGAUAAUGGUUAUUACUUCAAUGAAGCCAAAUCAAUGUGCGAUUUUGAAAAUGUGAACUAUUGUAAUAUUAUACCAGAAAUUUGUGACUUAGUACCGGACGGCACGAAUUACCGUAAUUCAACAGAUUGCAGUACUUACUACCAAUGUAAAAAUGGCAAGAGUGUAAGCCAAAAAUGCACAAAAUACUUCGAUGUCGAAACUAGUGCCUGUGGAACAAAGUUACCGGAAUAUCCUUGCGUGCCAACAUUUGAUUGUAAAAAUCGCAAAGGUUUCUAUUCCGAUGGUGUGUCAUGUCGUGGCUAUUUUUACUGUCGUGAUUAUGGAAAGGAAAAUGACUUGAGCCCCAUCUUUAUGCAAUGUCCAGCUGGCAAAUUAUUCGACCAAACAAGCUCAUCAUGUACUGAUCCUACCGAAUCGGAUUGCAGUUAUAAUCGAUGCCAAGGUCGGGGUGACAUGGAUGUUCAAACUAUUGACGACAAUUGCAGAAGCUAUACGGUUUGCAAAAAUGGUGAGGAAAUUGAAAAGAAGCGGUGCAGUGGCGAUAAGUUCUUUGAUGAAAAGUCGCAGGCCUGUGUGUAUACUUUAAUUACCUACAAAUGUUGCGAUGGAAAAUAGCAUUGCCCGCCUUGUAAUAAAUCCCUGUAAUCUGCGCAAACAUUCAUUUAAAUUGUAGUAUUUGUAGAGGUAAUAAAGGAAAUAUCAAUGGUAUUUCAUAUAUAAUACAA
This is a messenger RNA of Bactrocera tryoni, 1149 nucleotides long. RefSeq names its product peritrophin-48. The transcript is spliced from 3 exons. Lineage: Eukaryota; Metazoa; Arthropoda; Insecta; Diptera; Tephritidae. The coding region runs from base 56 to 1039 and encodes 327 amino acids. Gene Ontology annotation, cellular component: extracellular region. Gene Ontology annotation, molecular function: chitin binding. The record is from RefSeq and is a predicted model, not a curated record.